GCACGCGGAAGUACUAGUGAAACUUCACUGGUAAACAAACGUCAUCGACAAGAAUAGACACAGAAAAACGGAGAGCUAUGGCUACCAGCAGUAUUAUCGGUCUGAAGCCACAUUUCUAUGUGCAUGUGACUGAUUUAAACAAGAAUAUCACCUAUCUUGAAAUAGGCCCGACGACAGUCGUACUGAAGAACAAUGAGCAGUUGCAUCGAGGACCACUCCCCAUGAUUAAAGUCCCUCCUGGGCACUUCUGUGUCAUAGAGAAUCCUUGCAUAAACUAUGUACCUGGUCAGGUAUGCCAGAACCUUCUUGGUCAAAAACAGGUCAAGUUUCAUCAGGAGCCAUUUCCCCUGUUGCCAGGUGAGUCCCUAUUUGGGGCCCCUGACUAUCAGACGGGAAGGGCAGGAUACAUGUCUGCCAUGAAGCCCAUCCCCGUAGUCAAGGCCGACCACGCAAUCAGACUGAAAGCGGUGCUGGACUUUGAGGACGAGACAGGAAAACACCAAGCAGGUGACCAGUGGCAGCUGAAUGGUCCACUUAGUUAUAAACCUUGUCCUGAAGUGGAGAUUGAGAAGAUGGUGGAUCCAUUAGUAAUACUAACGGGGGAGGCACUGAAACUUCGUGCUACGCAGGACUUCAUAGACCGAAAUGGAGUGCAGCGGGUCACUGGCGAAGAAUGGAUGCAUUAUACUUCCGGAGCCUACCUGCCUGAUGUAUAUGAAGAGGUGUUGGGUGUUGAGAAAGAAAUCACAUUGACGCCAGAUAUAGGCUUGAGAUUACGAGCAACACAAUCCACUACUGACAGACAGGGCAUCAAAAGACUUGUAGGUGAGGAGUGGCUACUGACCGGUGAGGACAUUGACCAAUACUUGCCAGAGAUUGGAGUGGAGAUCGUCAGUAAGGAAAAGAGAGUGGUAGUUAAGAAGGGAGAGUACUGCGUCGUACAAGAUGUCGUAGAUAAAAACUUUAAACCACAUCUCGGCAAACGGGAACUAAGAACUGGCUGCUGCAGCUUCUUUCUUCAUCCAGGGGAAUCCCUGGAGAAGGGCAAAGUUCAAAGUGCAUACAUCCUGUCUGAGAAUGAGGCUGUGAUACUGCAGGCUGAGGAGGAGAUCGUGGAACUCAUUGGAAAAGGUAAAACUUUGAUGAGGAGUCCAGGAGACCGAUGGAUGAUCCGUGGGCCCCGCGACUAUACCCCUCCUCUACAUGUUGUUGUGGUCGCCAAAAGAGAGCAGAUACCUUUAAGUAAAAAUGAAGGCAUUUAUAUCCAGGACCGGAAGACAGGAAAGGUGAGAGCUGAAAUGGGACCGCAGUCGUACCUUCUGACAGAGAAUGAAGAGCUCUGGACCAAGGAGUUGCCAGGGGAUACAGAAACCCUCCUCAAACAAGGAGGUGGCUCAGGGUCGGGAGACAUCAGAAAGAUGGCGUACUUCGAGCAGUCUAUCGAUCCACAGAUGCUUAAGGGACGCACCAAAGGUCGUGUUGUGACAUUUCGUUGUCCUGGCAACACAGCUGUUCAGGUGUAUAAUUACCUGGAGAAGACUGCUCGUGUCGUGUUUGGACCUGACCUGGUCAUUCUCGGACCUCACGAAAACUUCAAUGUUCUCAGCCUCAGUGCUGGUAAACCUAAGAAGGAAGGUGCCAUGAAAUCUCUGUGUCUGAUGCUGGGGCCUGACUUUAUCACAGACAUCCUAGAGGUUGAGACAGCUGACCAUGCGCGACUGAAGAUCCAGCUCGCCUUCAACAACCAUUUUGAGUUUGAAAGAGGAAACAGAGAGAGUGAAAUGUCCAUUUUUUCUGUGCCUGAUUUUAUUGGCAAUGCAUGCCGACAAAUAGGAAGUCGUAUCCGAGGUGCUGUAGCUCAAGUCCAGUUUGACGAGUUCCAUCGUCACUCUGCCCUGGUCAUACAAACGGCAGUGUUUGGACGGGACGGCAUGGGUGGUCUGAAUUCCCGCCUCAAAUUUCCAAUGAACAACCUUGUCAUCAGCAGCAUAGAUAUUCAGAGUAUAGAGCCAGUCGACGUGAAAAUGAGGGACAGUCUGUCAAAAUCUGUACAACUAGCCAUUGAGAUAUCUACAAGCUCCAUUGAGGCCGCAGCAUCUCAUGAAGCUUCACGUAAUGAGCAGAUAGCACAAGGUCAACUCGAGCGUCAAAAACUUGACAAUGAAAAGUCUUCGGAACAGGAACGCACCAAGCUCCUCGAGCUCCAAGCCAUCGCAGCCGCUGUGGAGUCAACAGGUCAAGCCACGGCUGAGGCUCAAGCUCAGGCCGAGAGGAUGAUUAUCGAGUGUGAGAGUGAGAUUGAGGGUGCAAAAUUGAAAGCAAAAGCAGAAGAAAUAGAACACUAUGCAAAACAAGAAGCUGAAGAAAAGAUGAGGAAGCAGGAGUUGGCGUACAUACGGAGUCAGACAGAGUUGGAGGUACACAAGCUCAGAACUAUGGCUGGUAUAGAGGUUGAGAAGUUCCAGAAGAUGGUCAAUGUGAUAGGUGUAGACACUCUGUCUGCCAUAGCUACAUCUGGUCCGGAGACACAGGUGAAAAUGUUAAAAGCUCUAGGACUGAGCAGUACGCUCAUUACAGAUGGCAGUACCCCAGUAAAUCUGUUUAACACAGCCUCCGGGCUUAUUGGAGGAAUGAAUACACAGUAACUUAUUACUCAGGGGUGAAAGGUCAUCAUGUCAGUUGUAGCAAUAAUAGUAACCAUGGAUACGGUGUCACUACUGCCAAGGUCAGGACUUGGUCUUGUGUUAUAAUCACCAUGGCAACGAAAACUGUGUAUUUGCGAAUUAAUGGUGUUUCGCCCCUCAUUGUGUGCCUUGCACUGCGGAUUGUAUGCUUUCACAUUUACAGCUUUGAAAAUUCACCAGUUGGAUUUGCUUGUAACUUCUUCGUAGUGUUAACUACAAUUUAGUGUACGACAGUACUUGGGUUGUCAGAUGGUAGGUAAGGCCCAGUGUAUUGGUUGUUGGAGUGGUCCUACUGUGAUUAGUGCUUUAUGAUGGUACGUCUGAUAUUGAUGGCUAUGGACUACAAUUUGAAUCAAGUGAUAAUUCUUGUCAAAUAUUCUACAUAUUAUAUGAGGCCACACUCUACAAUCUACAUAAGUGACAACACUUAACAUAUGUGGCAACUUUCUACAUAUGUGUUAACAGUCUAUAUAUGUGGCAACACUCUACAUAUGUAACAACGUACUGUAUAUGUGGUAACAUUUUACAUAAGUGACAACAUUUUACAUAUAUGACAACAUUUUACAUAUGACAACAUUUUACAUAUGUGACAACAUUUUACAUAUAUGACAACAUUUUACAUAUGUGGCAACAUUUUACAUAUGUGACAACAUUUUACAUAUGUAAUAAGAUUCUACAUAUGAUACAAAACUCUACAUAUGUGGCAAUACUACAUAUGUGACAACACACUACAUAUGUGACAAUUCUACAUAUGUGACAACACACUGCAUAUGUGACAACACACUACAUAUGUGACAAUACUACAUAUGUGACAACACACUACAUAUGUGACAAUACUACAUAUGUGACAACACACUACAUAUGUGACAACACACUACAUAUGUGACAACACACUACAUAUGUGACAACACACUACAUAUGUGACAAUACUACAUAUGUGACAACACACUACAUAUGUGGCAAUACUACAUAUGUGACAACACACUACAUAUGUGACAACACACUACAUAUGGUAUCUGUUUUCCUUUGUAUUGUGCUGUUCACAUUAGUGCCUGCAAGACAAUAUCACAUAAAUUAUAAUGCUGAUCUUUUGUGCCUGCAAACAUAUUACAUUAUAUGUGAUAUAUACCUCAUUUUCAUUUCACCAACAUGGAUGAAACUGGAGAUACUCACACAUGUAUGCAUUAACUCGUGAAAACAAAGUUGUGAAAGAUGACUCCUUGGUGACUUCACGUGUAUACAACCUAUACAUGGGAGACUCGGAGUAUUGCAUGUGGACAAUUUGCUGAAAAAAUGUGAUUUGCUUGAAAAAUACCGAUAAUUUCACAUUUAAGAGUGUACCUUUGUGUGUUGUCCGAGGAUACAGAAUUAUAAACACUGUCAUUUACAUC
Pecten maximus is the source of this 4075-nucleotide messenger RNA. RefSeq names its product major vault protein-like. The transcript has 26 exons. Bases 78 to 2645 code for a protein of 855 amino acids. NCBI's taxonomy places the organism in Eukaryota, Metazoa, Mollusca, Bivalvia, Pectinida, Pectinidae. The record is from RefSeq and is a predicted model, not a curated record. Gene Ontology annotation, cellular component: cytoplasm; nucleus.